This is a messenger RNA of Fibroporia radiculosa, 1554 nucleotides long. RefSeq lists its product as uncharacterized. Gene Ontology annotation, molecular function: ATP binding; methionine-tRNA ligase activity. The record is from RefSeq and is a predicted model, not a curated record. Gene Ontology annotation, biological process: methionyl-tRNA aminoacylation. Bases 1 to 1554 code for a protein of 517 amino acids. The transcript has 7 exons. Lineage: Eukaryota; Fungi; Basidiomycota; Agaricomycetes; Polyporales; Fibroporiaceae.
AUGGCGGCGGCAUUCAUCGACAUACCCCACAUUGGUCAUCUGCACUCUCUAGUCACUGCGGACAUAUUUGCACGCUAUGCCCGCCUCGAGAAUCCCCAUAGGCCUGUGUACUUCAUGACAGGCACGGACGAACACGGCAUGAAGAUUCAAAAGGCAGCACAAGCUAGGGACAUGGAUCCGCUAUCGUUUUGCGAUGAGCUUAGCGAACAUUUUCGUGCUCUUGUGAAAAAGGCUAAUAUAAGCUCUACGCGCUUCUCUCGGACGUCUGAGCCUCAGCAUCGCGAAGCGGUCCAGCACCUGUGGCGUAAAUUGGAUGCGAGAGGUCUGCUGUACAAAGGUCGUCAUUCUGGGUGGUAUUCCGUUUCCGAUGAAUGUUUCUAUCCCGAUCUUCAAGUCAAACGCGUGUCGACUCCUGGUGGUGAAGAUUACCAUGUCUCUACCGAGACCGGUUCACGGGUCGAGUGGAUGGAAGAGGAGAAUUACAUGUUUCGUCAGUCAGUCUUCCAGGACGUGCUGAGGUCUCACUACGAGAGCGUGAAUCCUCGCGCGAUAUAUCCACCGCAACACCACGCGGAUAUCCUUCAAACACUUUCAGGCCCGGUUCCUCUGGAGGACUUGUCGGUUUCUCGCCCAAGAUCCCGACUAUCAUGGGGUGUCCCCGUGCCUGAUGAUCCAGAACACACUAUCUAUGUUUGGAUCGACGCCCUGACAGUGUAUUUGUCGUCGUCUGGGUAUCCGUGGACGAAGGAAGGAGAUCUCGGCGUCUCUCGGGGUUGGCCUCCGAAUGUACAAGUUAUUGGAAAAGAUAUUCUACGCUUUCAUGCCAUAUAUCUCCCGAUGAUGCUGCUGGCGCUGGACCUGCCAUUGUCACAGCGACUUCUGUCUCACUCGCAUUGGACUGUGAACAGGCACAAGAUGUCCAAGUCUGUUGGUAACGUUGCUGAUCCAAUUGAAGCAAUAGAUGAGUUUAGCAUCGAUGUCGUCCGCUGGUAUCUUGCGCGGGUGGGUGGUCACUUUAGGGACGAUGUAGAUUGGUCCCACGAGCAGCUUCAAAAACAUGCUAGGGAAAUUACGUCACUGCUUGGCAACCUGUUUUCUCGCAUCACCUCUGCUAAAAUCCGUGCUUGCGUCAAAGGCCACGAUAGGGUAGAUUCGCAAUUCGUGCCAGAAGCUGCUUCCUUGAUAGCGUCCACGUCGCUUGCCGUGCCUCUAUACUGCGAAAAUAUGCGCGCCAUGCGCGUCGCAGAUGCUCUAGACGGUAUUGUCGCUGUCUUGCAGGAGGCGAACUUGUUGAUGACGCAGACGAAACCUUGGGCGCCAAACACGUCUCUCCAGACUGUUGUGGACGUCUACGCCGCCGUGCUCGAGUGCCUCCGCGUAUGUGGGAUACUAUUGCAGCCGUUCAUUCCCUCCAAGGCGGCGUUGCUCUUGGAUUCGCUUGGGGUACCGGUAGAUGAGCGCUCGCUCCAGUUCGCCCAAGCUGAGGUGCGCUCUCCUGCUGCAGUUCGGCCUGGUGUCAUAUUGUUCGAGAAGCCCAGCAAGGCCGUUUCGUAG